Messenger RNA from Nothoprocta perdicaria, 3382 nucleotides. It is a transcript of the gene NCKIPSD, whose product is annotated as NCK interacting protein with SH3 domain. The annotation marks the transcript as partial. The transcript has 12 exons. NCBI's taxonomy places the organism in Eukaryota, Metazoa, Chordata, Aves, Tinamiformes, Tinamidae. Gene Ontology annotation, molecular function: Arp2/3 complex binding. Gene Ontology annotation, biological process: endocytosis. The record is from RefSeq and is a predicted model, not a curated record.
AGGGGUCUCUUUUCUCAGGUGCUGGAGCAGGAUGUGGUCCUGCAGUCCAUUGACCGUGCCAUCGAGGCUGUGCACAACGCGGCCAUGAAGAACGGGGGCAAGUACAACCUGGAGCAGAGAGACGUCCUGCAAAAACUGAUCCACCACCGCAAGGAGACCGUGUCCCGCAAGAGCCACUCGCCGACGCCGCAGGGCAUGGUCAUGAGCCAGUCCUCCAGCGACCACCACCUGGACGUGGCGCGGCAGCCCAACGGCGUGUGCCGCGCCGGCUACGAGCGGCACCACAGCCUGCCCAACACCGAGCUUGAGGAGGAGGAUGAAGGCCUCUAUCAGGUCCCGCCGCAGCCGCGCCGCGCCGCCCCCGUCACGCCGCCGCCGCCGGAGAAGCGCAGGAACGCGCACGUGGCGCCCACCAAAAAUGCCGUUGAAGCGGCCCCCGGCUCGGCGUCCAGCGCCUCCUCGGUGAGCACCACCUCGCUGGACACCUUGUACACGGCGUCCUCGGCGUCGGAGGCGGCACCGAGCCCGGCCGCCGCGCCGCCGCCGGUGCCCAGCCGCAGCGUGCACACCUCCAUCACGCGCAGCCUGGACGCGGGCGCCGCCGGCCGCCGCGGCGGCUCCGCCAGGGACGGCGGCAGCAGGUCUCCGCAGGGCAAGCGCGCGGCGCCGGCGCCGCCCGCCGAGCGGGGACCCGCCAGGGGCGACGACGGCGACAGGGGCACCCAGGUUGUACCGUCCCCCCCGGCUCCCGCCGCGGACCCGGAGCCCUUCGGCGCGCUCUGCGUCGAGGACAAGAAGGCGGCGGCGGAGCCCGCGGCGCCCGAGCCCGGCGCGCUGGCGGCGGCCGUGCCCAAGACCAUCGGGGCCGAGCUCAUCGAGCUGGUGCGCAGGAACACGCACCUCAGCUACGAGCUGUCCCGCGUGGCCAUCGGCGUGGUCAUCGGCCACAUCCAGAGCUCCGUGCCGGCCACCAGCGGCAUCAUGGAGCAGAUCCUCAUCUCCGUGGUGGAGAGCAAGAAUCUGAGCUCGGGGCUGCCCUCGGGGCAGGUCUGCCACGACGAGCAGCGGCUGGAGGUGAUCUUUGCAGAUCUGGCCAGACACAAGGAUGACGCUCAGCAGCGGAGCUGGGCGCUCUAUGAGGAUGAAAACGUCAUCUGCUGUUACCUGGAGGAGCUGCUGCGCAUCCUGACAGAUGCAGACCCAGAAGUUUGCAAGAAAAUGUGCAAGAAGAAUGAAUUUGAAUCAGUUCUGUCCCUUGUGGCAUAUUACCAGAUGGAACACAGGGUGCCGCUGCGCCUGCUGCUGCUGAAGUGCUUUGGAGCAAUGUGCAACCUGGACGCUGCCGUUAUCUCCACGCUGGUGAACUCGGUGCUGCCCAUGGAGCUGGCGCGCGACAUGCAGAGCCACACGCAAGAUCAUCAGAAGAUGUGCUACUCUGCGCUGGUGCUGGCCAUGAUGUUCUGCAUGGGGGAGCCCCUGCCCUACCACCACUACGAGCAUCUCAACUCGCAGUUCGUGCAGUUCCUGCUGGAUGUGAUUGAGGACGGGCUGCCCUCGGACACCACCGACCAGCUGCCUGACUUAUUUGUCAACGUCCUUCUGGCCUUCAACCUCCACAUUCCAGUUCCAGAGCACAGCGUGAUCAUGACCACCAUAAGCAAGCACUGCAACGUGAAGACUUUCACAGAGAAGCUGCUGCUGCUGCUGAACAGGGGAGACGACCCGGUUUGCAUCUUCAAGCACCAGCCGCAGCCGCCGCACUCGGUGCUGAAGUUCCUGCAGGACAUCUUCGCCAGCAAGGACACUGCCAGCAUCUUCUACCACACGGACAUGAUGGUGCUGAUAGACAUCCUGGUGCGGCAGAUCGCCGACCUCUCCCCUGGGGACAAGCUGAGGAUGGAGUACCUGUCUCUGAUGCACGCCAUCAUCCGCUCCACGCCGUACCUGCAGCACCAGCACCGCCUCGCCGACCUGCAGGGCAUCCUGCAGCGCAUCCUCGGAGAGGAGGACGAGGGGCAGCAGUGCCAGAUGGACAAACUGAUCAUCUUGGAAAUGUAUAAAGAGUUUCCAGAGAUCUCUCCGGGUACCAGCUAACUGCUCCUCGCCUCGGACUGGAGCUCCAACCACUUGGAUCGAAGACGUCUCUUGUUGACACCUUCCCCCGUUCCCUCCCAGUACAGCUCAUACCUUAUAUUCCUCCGUGCGAGGCCUAAGGUUCGGACAGGUUUGUGGCCCUUGAGAAACGCCAGCAGCAGGAGGGACAAGGGGUGUCCCUGGGGCUGCUGCGCUGGGGACAUCAGCGCUGGCAGAGCGGGCCUGGGUGCCAGCUCCAUGUUGGCCCUCAGCACCUGGGGCAGGAGGGUGUUUGACCCGCUGGUGCUGGCAGAAGGGCACAGAGCUUGUGAUGAGGGACUGGGCGCUCGGGGGGCUGCCUUUAGCGGCGCCGCUCUCCCGGGGUGCUGGAGCGAGAGGCCUUUGCCUUAGGGUAUCAGUUCUUUUCCAUGUGCAUCUCUCCCUGCCGUGACCAAGUGGCGUCUGCUGGUGCUUGGAAGAAGCUUCCGUAACAUCCGUUUCGUCCGCUGCUGCUCGUGCCGAUGUGCUGCAGCCCGCCGAGGGAGGCAGCUCGCUCGCGGCCGCCUUGCCGGGAGCCGCGCGCCCUCCGCCUCUCGUCCGCCUCGGCCUUAGAGGGCCUCUCGCAGCAGCUGCUGCUUCAGUCCGCUUGCCGUAGUGACGUUUAAAGCCGAGUUUCUCGCCCGGAGCCGGCGCUUCCCGGGCGCUGCAGCCAUGGGGAAGCGGCCGCGGCAUGCGCUGCCCUGCGCGGCGGCACCGGGGCUCGCUCGGCACCGCGGGCAGCGGUGUUGCUGCUCGGCCUCGCCGCCCUUCCCUGCGCGUGGCAGCCUGAGCCUCGUGUCCAGUAGCUCUGUCGUGACAAUGCACGAGUGUGGGGAACCCUUGCUGUCUCUUGUAGGUUUCUAGCAAACAGGACUAACCCGCUUCCUCGUAACCGAUACAGCCCCCAGCUAACGUGCAUCAACUAGCUAUUCCUGUGCGCAGUCCCGUCCCUCGCUGGGCCCGGCUGCUCCCUUGCAGUAUCCUGCGUAGGAGCCAGUGGGAAGUGGAACUGGAAAUGGUGGCACUAGGGCCACGGUGCCCCCAGCUUGAGGGGCGGGCUCCUGAGCCCUGGGCAUGGGGCAGGAAUGGGGGCCUGGCAGCCGGGGGGGGGACACCCCCAGGUGAGCCUGGGAACACCUACAGCUUAAUAACCACCCUCGUAGAGAAACCUAUUUUUUCCCUGUAAAAAUGUAUGAAUGUCAGAAGGGAUCCUGUAUUUUCUUAAAUACUAAGUGUAACCUGCAGAGGAAUAAAAACGUGGUAAACGGGG